AUGAAGAGCAACCUGAGGAAGCCCUUGGGGAGUGACCUGCUUGGCCUCCUCCUGCUGCUGGUGCUGGUGGCUGCUUCCAGGGGUGUGCCUAUGCGCAGGGAAAGGGCCACUCCCUGGGAGCAGUGGAAAAGAGCUUCAACGGAGAUCCUGGAUGAGCUGUGGAAGUUCAGCACCGAGAGGAUUGUGAUCAAAGACCACCGUGUUCCAUUUCCCCAGCGGAUUGAAUGCCAAGACAACUGUGAUCCAGAUUCCCUGGCCAAAAAUGACACGCGCUGCUUGAUAAAGAUCCACGAGGGACUUCAGCGUUACCGUGACAUUCUCGUUCAUUAUACCAAUGCAAGCUUAACAGCUGAGCUUCAAAAUGCCUUGAAUAAAUCGUUGCUGCUCCUUCCAAAGGACGGAGGCAACACCGAAACCAUCAGCCCCAACCCUGUACCAUUAUGGAUGAAAAAAAAACUGCAGGAACUCAUUCUGUGGCGUCUGCAACGCUUCGCCUCUCUGGCAGCCAGAGUCGCUUCCCAUUGUGCAGCUUUAAGAGGGAAUCCAUAA
Elgaria multicarinata webbii is the source of this 549-nucleotide messenger RNA. RefSeq names its product interleukin 23 subunit alpha (gene IL23A). Lineage: Eukaryota; Metazoa; Chordata; Lepidosauria; Squamata; Anguidae. Gene Ontology annotation, cellular component: extracellular region; interleukin-23 complex. The transcript has 4 exons. The record is from RefSeq and is a predicted model, not a curated record. Gene Ontology annotation, molecular function: cytokine activity. Gene Ontology annotation, biological process: positive regulation of T-helper 17 cell lineage commitment; immune response; positive regulation of T cell proliferation. Bases 1 to 549 code for a protein of 182 amino acids.